Molecule: messenger RNA, 1437 nt
Organism: Lachancea thermotolerans CBS 6340
Lineage: Eukaryota; Fungi; Ascomycota; Saccharomycetes; Saccharomycetales; Saccharomycetaceae
Gene: NFS1
Product: cysteine desulfurase
Exons: 1
Coding region: 1-1437 (478 amino acids)
Biological process (GO): [2Fe-2S] cluster assembly
Cellular component (GO): cytosol; mitochondrion; nucleus
Molecular function (GO): cysteine desulfurase activity; pyridoxal phosphate binding
Source: RefSeq, a predicted model, not a curated record
AUGUUGAGAUCUUUUGGGCGUUCUGUAUUCAGCAGGCAAAGGCUAGUUGGAGCCGUUGCACGCAGAGGCUAUGCAACAGCAAAAGUGGCAUUCGAUGUGCCACUAGAAACACACACAGACUUACAGAAGGCGAAUGAGGAUUUAGCACAGGCCAGGUCGAAUUCUGCGGAGGUUAUCGAAUCAGGCUCCACCGCUUUGAAACACGCAUAUCAGGAAAAUACAGGCUUUGGCACCCGCCCCAUCUACCUUGACAUGCAGGCCACGACACCUACUGACCCCCGGGUUCUCGACACCAUGCUAAAGUUCUAUACAGGGCUUUAUGGAAAUCCGCACUCCAAUACCCAUAGCUAUGGAUGGGAAACAAACAAGGAGGUGGAAACGGCGCGCAAGCACAUUGCUGACGUUAUCAACGCAGAUGUCAAAGAAAUAGUCUUCACAUCUGGAGCCACUGAAUCAAACAAUAUGGCCUUGAAGGGCGUCUCCAGGUUUUACAAGAAAACAAAGAACCACAUCAUUACAACGAGAACGGAACAUAAGUGUGUCCUAGAGGCGGCAAGGGCAAUGAAAAAUGAGGGUUAUGACGUGACGUUUUUAAACGUUGAUGAGUAUGGUCUCGUGGACUUGAAGGAACUUGAAGCAGCGAUUAAACCUACAACUUGUCUGGUAUCUGUUAUGGCAGUAAACAACGAGAUUGGAGUCAUGCAACCUAUCAAGGAGAUUGGUGCUAUUUGCAGGAAGAAUAAGGUUUUUUUCCACACUGACGCCGCCCAGGCUUAUGGAAAAAUACCACUAGAUGUUAACGACAUGAACAUCGAUCUUCUUUCGAUUUCCUCACAUAAAAUUUACGGUCCAAAAGGUAUGGGCGCCUUGUUUGUUAGAAGAAGGCCCAGAGUUAGACUGGACCCUAUUAUUUCCGGCGGCGGCCAAGAGAGAGGCUUGAGGUCUGGGACUUUGGCUCCUUCUUUGGUUGCAGGGUUUGGUGAAGCAGCACGACUAGUGAAGCAAGAGUACGAAACUGACAUAGAUCAUGUCAAAAGGCUUUCUGAAAAGCUGACGAAAGGUCUUUUGGCUAUUGAACACACGUCUCUAAACGGCUCUCCAGACCACCGUUACCCAGGUUGCGUCAAUGUAUCCUUUGCUUAUGUGGAAGGAGAAUCCUUGUUAAUGGCUCUUAGAGACAUCGCACUAAGCUCGGGCUCUGCCUGUACUUCGGCUUCACUUGAGCCGUCGUAUGUACUACAUGCACUAGGAAAAGACGAUGCCAUGGCACAUUCCUCCAUCAGAUUCGGGAUAGGUAGAUUUACGACGGACGAGGAAAUCGACUAUGUCAUUAAGGCUAUCACAGAAAGAGUUGAGUUCUUGAGAGAGCUUUCGCCUCUGUGGGAGAUGGUCAAGGAGGGUAUUGACUUGAACUCUAUCGAGUGGUCUGGUCAUUAG